Messenger RNA from Paracoccidioides brasiliensis Pb18, 201 nucleotides. RefSeq lists its product as uncharacterized. The coding region runs from base 1 to 201 and encodes 66 amino acids. The record is from RefSeq and is a predicted model, not a curated record. The transcript has a single exon.
AUGACCCCGGCCUUUGCAUGCACAAGUGGUGUGCAAGUACAGACUUGGGCAAAACAGGUUCUACAGAUUACUCUCGGCAAGGUUUGCGUGCACAAUAGGAUGGACACAACGUAUCAGAGCCAUAAAGAAUUAAACUCAAAAAGCACUGCCAGAGAAGCGGACGAUUUCAAGCUGAUCCCCGUUUUAUCAUUAAUGGGAUGA